AUGACACAGAAACUGGAGAACAAGUUGGAGAUCUGGGAACGUAAAAUGUUGAGGAGAAUUUUUGGAGGAAUUAAACUACAGAAUGAAUUUAGAAGAACAAAUAAAGAAAUAAUGGAGUUGUACGGAAAGCCAGACAUUGUUCAGGUGGUGAAAGCGCAGAGAGCUAGAUGGCUGGGACAUAUUGCAAGAAUGUCCAAUGAAAGAUGGGUUAAAAAUACUUAUGAGAGAAGGAGGAAAAAUGAGAAGAGGACGACCGAGGAAGAAAUGGUUGGACGAAGUGAUAUCAGAUCUGAAGAAAAUAGGAGUGAGGGACUGGAGGAAGGAUGCGUUAGAUCGAAAAAAAUGGAAAAGAAGAGUGAAAGAACUCGAAGCCAAGGGCCGGUAGGCCUGUAG
Molecule: messenger RNA, 393 nt
Organism: Anoplophora glabripennis (Asian longhorned beetle)
Lineage: Eukaryota; Metazoa; Arthropoda; Insecta; Coleoptera; Cerambycidae
Exons: 1
Coding region: 1-393 (130 amino acids)
Source: RefSeq, a predicted model, not a curated record